AUGCAUCCUCGCUUAGCUCACCCCCUGGAUUUGAUUUUCCCUGGUGUUUAUGGUGACUCAGUGAGGACAGAGGGGCGUGUCCCUAAGGCUGUGUGGUUGGGCGUGGUUGCCGCGACUCUGGUCGGGGGCAACGUGGGGAACGGCACUGGCGUCAGGAACAGGAGCAGUAGCGCUCUGGGGCUGUCGGCACCGCCUCUCUCCGCCCUCAUUACUCCGGAGCCGGUGCGACACUCGAGGAUCCCAGACCUUCCACUGGACAGCAGCCUCCUGUUUGAGUUUCUCCUGUUUCUGUAUUUGCUCGUGGCCUUGUUUGUCCAGUACAUCAACAUCUACAGAACUGUGUGGUGGUAUCCCUACAGCCAUCCUGCGGCUUCUACUUCACUGAACUUCCAUUUGAUGGAUUACCACCUGGCAAUCUUCAUCACGGUUAUGUUGGCCCGCAGACUGGUGUGGACCAUAGUGUCAGAGGUGUCCCAGAGUAUCGGAGGGUCCCUGGUCCGAUACGUGGUCCUGAUCACAGCUCGCCUCUGCCUCUUGACUCUGUGUGGAUGUGUUCUGUGCUGGACCCUCGUCAACCUCUGCAGAAACCACUCUGUGCUUAACCUGCUCUUCCUGGGAUAUCCGUUCGGAGUGUAUGUCCCGUUAUGCUGUUUCCACCAGGAGGGCGCCAAAGCCCAGUCACCCUCCGCAGACUGCGACUUCUCUGAUGAGCAUCCGCAGAGCGAGCUUGCCGAGACGCCGUUCUUCCGGCCGCGGGACUUCCUCUUCCUGCUGCGUGAAAACCUCCGCGAGCAGUUCUCCAGCCCCCCGCUCAUGCCCACCCACAAAUGCCCGCCCCCCAUGCACUCGCACACCCCCGACAUGAUCCGCGCCGAGGUGGAGGAGCUCAAGAGCGACUUCAACAGACGGAUCAAGGAAGUGCUGUUCAACUCGCUCUUCAGUGCCUACUACGUGGCCUUCCUCCCGCUCUGCUUUGUCAAGAGCACUCAGUACUAUGACAUGCGCUGGUCGUGUGAGCACCUCAUCAUGGUGUGGAUCAAUGCGUUUGUGAUGCUCAUGAGUCAGUUACUGCCUCCGAGAUACUGCGACCUGCUGCACCGCUCAGCCGCUCACCUGGGACGAUGGCAGAAACUGGAGCACGGCUCCUACAGCAACGCUCCGCAGCACAUGUGGUCGGAUAGCACCAUCUGGCCACAAGGGGUGCUAGUGCGCCACAGCAGGUCUUUGUAUAAAGCAGUUGGGACUUAUAACGUUGCUCUGCCCUCUGAUGUGUCGCAUUCAAGAUUUUAUUUCCUGUUCCAUCAGCCCUUGCGGAUCCUGAACCUGCUGAUCUGGAUUGAGUCCACUGUGGUCUUGUACCAGCUCUACUCUCUGCUGAGGUCUGAGCGCUGGAACCACACCCUGUCUUUGGGCCUCAUCCUCUUCUGUAACUAUUAUGUCCUGUUCAAACUACUGCGUGACAGGAUUGUUUUGGGAAAGGCGUAUUCCUACCCCGUGCCCCCCAGCAGCCUCGGACUCAAGUCUCAGUGA
Molecule: messenger RNA, 1530 nt
Organism: Knipowitschia caucasica
Lineage: Eukaryota; Metazoa; Chordata; Actinopteri; Gobiiformes; Gobiidae
Source: the annotation of a GenBank genome assembly